Messenger RNA from Mycetomoellerius zeteki, 2265 nucleotides. RefSeq lists its product as uncharacterized. The transcript is spliced from 3 exons. NCBI's taxonomy places the organism in Eukaryota, Metazoa, Arthropoda, Insecta, Hymenoptera, Formicidae. Bases 176 to 1621 code for a protein of 481 amino acids. The record is from RefSeq and is a predicted model, not a curated record.
AUUCGAGUUGAAAAAGCGUUGGUCUCAUUUUCCUCAUUCAUCGAGUCUUAAUUUAUUCAUACGUUGAUAACCGAGUGUGAUUGAUAUCCUGAUUCUCGAGUACUUUUGCUCAAUUUUGCUCAAAUUAUAAAGGUAAAAAUGGAAUCAGGAAACCUUAGAUCUUCUUCGAGAUAUUAUGGAGGAGGAUAAAGAUUUCACAAAUACUUGGGAAAUUUAUUGUUCAUCUGAGACAGAACGAGUUAGAUCAAAUACUUUGCCUGGAUUGUUGCCGUCCAACGAGCAACCGUUCAAAUAUAACACAAGCGACAAUUCUUUAUUCAGACCAUCCAGCUGCGAACUAUAUGGGAUUAACGAAGAAUUAAGCAUGAGGUUCCAAGAUAGGAUGUGGAAAGUUAACAGUGACCAUAUGAGUACAUGGGUUUUUCCUCACUACGAUCACGGUAUUGAAAACCUGAACUGGAGCACGCAAUGUAAUCAAGGAUCGUUCGUAAAAAACACUACACUAAUGAAAGAUCAAUUGGAACAUAUGGAAGUUGAAGCAGAAUCAGCGAGUCAAUCAGCAGAUGAACAUACUGCAUAUCAACCAGAGACUGCUAAAAUUAAAUCUGUUAUUUUUUCAAAGAAAACUAGUUUGCGCCCAAAAUUGAAAAUAAAAUCUGAGAAACAAAAACCUGAGAAGAGACACGGCUCAAAUCCUGUGAACGAAGACAAUAUGACACCUAUGAAGAAAUGGAAGGAUUAUGAUGUAUUAGACAAUCUCCGUCCGAUUGUUCCGUCUGAUUCGUCUGCCGUUUCUACUUCUAAUAGCUGCGACGAACGCGAGGAUCCUCAAGCUAAACAUCCGCCGAAAACGAAAAAGAAUUUUUUCUUAUGCAAACGUUCUAUGUUUGUACUAUUAUUAUCUACGAUACUCGUGACUAUUAUCUCGGUGUACUUGUAUGAAAAUCAGGAGACUCGUAAGCAUAGCAAUGAUUUUGCGAAUGCCGUUGGUGAAUUGAAAAAGCGGAUUCACGGUCAUAACAACUUGCAGAAAUUCUGUGAAUAUCUUCAGAGUGAUCUACCUUCCUUCAAGGUGAUAGUCCUCUUCGGUGACACAGGCGUCGGUAAAUCAUACACGGCAGAUAUCAUAAGAAGUAAUUUCCCGAGAAAGUAUGCUAUUCGUCAGUAUUUCCCGCCACUGGAAGCCGUGAACGACAUCAACCUUCCUCUCUUAUAUCCGAAUCUAAUCAUCCUGGAAAAUUUGAAAAAACGUGAUUUGGCGGUCGUCGUAAACUUUCUAAAGGCCCGUCAAGACACGUAUAAGGAUCGCCUUGUGACCGUACUGGCCAUUUUCAAUUUUGAAGAUUUAAUUGAUCUCAAUGUACGAAUAAGAAAUCAGCUCCGCGAUGCAACCGUAAUAGAAAACGCUUUUCUCGAUAAAAAUAUCGAAGUUGAAAUUUUUUUCUAUGAGUCUUUAAACGAGACUGCCUUGGAGAGUUGCAUUAUAGAUGCGAUUAAAGAAAGCAAGUUGACGCUCAACAAAAAACAAUUUGAUCUUGUUAAAGAAAAUCUGUUGAUACAUGGGGCUGGUUGUAAAAGGGCCUAUAGGUAUGUUCAGCUGAUCGGUAGGCAACGUGAAUGAAUGUAAAAAUCGAUACAAUUCCUUAUAAAAACCAAAAGACUGAUGAAAUCAUUACGUAUUUUACGACUGACAUAACAAACGAUCGAUUGCGACAUGUAUUUUUUUUUGUAUAUAUACUUUAUGUAAUUGUUUCAAUUACUAUAUGAGUGCUUUCCAGUUGCUUAACACAUUUUAACACAAAUGUACACAAGAAUAAAGUAUAGCAUUGUGCAUGACUCAGUUAGAACAAAUGUGUCGCUGUAUGUACACGGUUUAGGCAAGGAUAGAGUUAAAUUAAAAGUAGCUUUUUCCACUUGUAUUGAAUGAGAAGCAAAAAUGCAGGUCACUCAAUAUCUUCCAAUCUCAUUUAUAGCUGCCGUGAUUAGUAAUAUGUAAUUGUCACAAAAACACAAACUUACACAAUCGACUGGUAGCCUUUGGUCUGAGUACGGAUAUAUGUCACUGAUUACGAUAAUUGAUACAACUUGUGUCGCUGUGUAUACGAAAGUUUGUAGUGAUUUUACAAUUGGAAAGCAACCUAUGUAUUGUAAUAAUCUUAAGAUCAUAAGUAGUUCCUACCGAGCGAAUACAUUUUCUGAGUGUAAAUAUUUUUCAAAAUGCGUUUCCGCUUUGAUUAAUUAAAUGAUCGUCGGUCGAUCCUCUCU